AUGGCUCCUAGAAAGGGCAGUAGUUGGGUGGACAAGACCAACUCCUUAGGGAGGUGGAAGCUCGCUUCCUUUCUUAAAGACUUCGACCACGAAGUGGAAAUACGAAUCAAGCCAAUUGAGUCUGACAGGCAGAACCUCUUCAAGGAGGUGGAUAACCUCUACAACAUCCAGAUCCUGGGGCUCCCCAAGGCACUGCGCAAAGAUGAAUGGCUCAACUACUUCUCCCUUGGAGGAAACAAACAGGGCUUGGAAGAGGCAGCAACAGCUGACCUGGAUAUCACCAAAAUAAACAAACUAACCGCGGGAGCUAUUCAAACACCCCUGAAAUCUGCUGAAACACGGAAGGUGAUACAAGUAGAUGAAAUGAUAGUGGAAGAGGAAGAAGAAGAAAAUAAACAUAAGAAUCUUCAAACUGCAAGAGUCAAAAGAUGUCCUGCAUCCAAGAAGAGAACUCACUCUGUACAAGGAAAAGGCAGAAGGGAAAGGUCAAGCUGUGCUAUCACUGUUACCCUAGUUUUGGGCCGAUUGGACGUGUCCAUAGUGAAGCCGACUCCAGGCCUGACACUCAGGUUUGACUCGAGGGUCUUCAUGAUCCCUGGCCUGUGCACUCCUGCCACAGGAGAGCGGAUUUCUAACAAAAGCUGGCCAGAUAAUAAGUUUAAAGCAUAUUUGCUAACCUAUAAAUAA
Molecule: messenger RNA, 687 nt
Organism: Symphalangus syndactylus (siamang)
Lineage: Eukaryota; Metazoa; Chordata; Mammalia; Primates; Hylobatidae
Product: borealin-like
Biological process (GO): mitotic sister chromatid segregation
Cellular component (GO): chromosome passenger complex; chromosome, centromeric region; spindle midzone
Source: RefSeq, a predicted model, not a curated record